CACACACAAACAUACAAGAAUCGGAGCAGAUGCACAACCACCAGGCAGCAGCGAGUCUGUUCAGUGAUCAUGGAGCAACAAGACAAAGCUCAGACUGGAGACAUGAACACGUCUGUACGAGAGGAAUGUGGGAGCAGAUUAACUAAAAAACAGUUUCACAACUGAUGGGAAACAAGGAAGAAAAGAAAAAGAAAAGAAAAAGAGGACGGAGCCAACGGUGAACCUACUCUAAUACCAUCCAAUGGAGAUGAAACCAGCGGUAGAGUUCAGUGUAAGUUUUUAUAUCUCCAUAUUCUUGUUUUAUGUUUGGCAAUGUUGUCUUUACAUGAAGAAAAAUUUAAAGAGAGUAAUUAUCUUACAACCCCGUGAUUUAGUCAUCUAUUUUUUGUUGUGGCAAAAAAUGUGACUCUCUAACUUUUUAAGCUUUUUGUCCCUUGAAUUUAAAACAGAAUAUAUCAAAGUUGUUCGGUUUAGCUUUAGUUUUGCAACCGUUCUCUAUCUGUAUGCUCACUACCCAACUACUCAGAAAAAAAAAUCAAUACUUAAAACGUUCAUGUGGCUGAGUAAGUCGACUGUAAAAAAUGUGGGGAGUGUAAACAGAUAGGGGAAAAGAUUUUAAAGGCUAAAAUCAUUUUCAAGGUUAGGGUAGUUUUCAGCAACCCCCUCCCACCGUGCCCAUCCCACCCCUCCCACUCCCAGCUGUCGAUUAUCCCUGCAGGCUUCGCAUCGAUUUUUCAGCACUGGACAGCUCCUAUGGCCUCAAUGAAACCAACACACGUCACAGCUGGUGCUUAGUUUGCAAACUGCCCCGUCAUAACUUCUGCUUGCACUGUGUAAACCAUUGAUUGGCAUUUAAAGCUUCCUACUGCAGUGAUGCAUGUGCAAUGAUGGAAACUUCACUUUUAGCUAUGUGGUUUUCAAUAACACGACAUACACAUUUCUGGAUUGUCUUUUUGACUUGUCACACAAGUUUUCCAGUCUUUCAUGCUUGUCCAUCAGUCUGAGCCUAAUCUGUUUAUCAUGUUUUCAACAAGUUAGUUUUUAUGGUUCAAAUUUUAACUUCAUAUUGUCGAGGUCCUAUUUUUAGGUAAGACACAUUGUCAGGGGAAGCCAGCUAUGAGAUUUAUUUGGGCGGCGACAAGGUUGAGUUUGCCAUUUUAUAUAUUUUACUAUACGCAAAUUUAUCACGUCUUUACCUAAAUAAACAAAACCAGAUGUUUGAGGAUAAAAAAUAACUAAUAGUUUCAAACUAAGAACUUAGUGCUCCUCUGCUCAGCAGUUAUCUUUUAUUUGUUUAUUAUUAAACAGUCCCAGCGGUCCCUGUUAAAUGUUAAGCACCAACAUGUGAAUAUAAAAGUGCAUUUUUUUCCAGUGUCAGAUGUAUUAUAAAAACAUUGUUACCUUUACAUCUUAAAGUCACUUAGUAAAAGCCACUGUGAGGAUUAUCAAACCAUUGAUUUGUUCAUGAACUGAAUCCUAUCUAUAGGUAAGAUUUUAAUCCGUUACAUAAUAAAAUGUACAAUAUUUGUGUUUGAAAUAGGGUGGAGUAGAUAAAUAAAACGGCUGCAACUAAAAGUAAAGCAGUGAGAGGCAUCUUCACUGAGGUCAUAAAUGUAAUUAUCACUGUUCAGUUGCUUCUUUUGCGUCGAUUCCUUUAGUAUUAUUUCUAGUUUAAGGUUAAUUUACAACAACAGCGUAGAAAACACGAUAAAGUGACCAAACUGCUCAGUAAUAAAGGACUAAUCCGGUGUAAACACAUGGUAGAACAGAUGAGAAAUAAAGAGAAGACAGAGAUCAAAUGAACCAUUGAUUAACAAAAACACAGUAAUUACAAACAAGAUAAAAUUAUGCCAUCAGUUACAAGAUAAAAAGAUUCUUAAAUAGUCGAUAAGUAACUCAAAAUCUGGAUCUACAGCACCACUGCUCUGUCAUCUCUAGCUUGUGUGUGGUUGUGUGUGUGUGGGAUGACAAAAGAUACACUCAAAAUAAAUUCACAACACUAAAAAUAUGCGAAAUUUCCUCUUUUUUUGUGACUCAGAAAGUUAGAGAGAGUAUGCAGACUCGCUGGGGGCCAUCUUUAAAUGUCAGCUCUAAGUAAACGUGACUCGCAGAGAAACAAAGAAGAAACACGAGUAACACCUCCGAUAAGCAGAGCAUGAACAAAAACAGCUCUCCAAGACACCUUUUCACACGGUCUUUUCCCUGUUACACUGCGUUCACACUGAGAUUGUAGGUUGUGUUUUAUCAUGCUUACCGAGUGUAUAACUCUGUGUCUCGCCUCACAUGUUGGGAGUGACAUUCCCUGACGUAAUAAUCUCUUCAUCUUAAUCUGUAUCUUUUCUCACCACUCAUUAAAUAUGAUGACCUCAUACCUGUAAACCCCUCUCUGCACCGUCGUUCGCUUCUUCCUGUCUUAUUCCCUUAUUUAUUUCUUAUUCUUUUUAUUUUUUGUCGUCCUCUCUUAUCCCUCCUCCCUCCCCUUCUCACAUCAUCAGAUGUCAGAUUACUCACAAGGAUUUAAGCCAGGUCACACAGCAACCGCCAUCCACCUUUUGUAUUGUUUGGAUUUGGAGAUUAAGGGUUGAAGUAAUCUGCUAUUUGAAAAGGGCUUCCUCCGUCCUUUCCUUUGUAUUGGAUUACGCUAUAAUGUCAGUAUACGUCAGUAUAUUUCCUCUGACGUGUUUGAAUAGGAGCUACAUCAGGCACGAGAGCACUUCUCAGGAUCCUCCACACAUUCUCUCUCUAAAGUAGCACUCUGAAAUUUUUGUUGGUACUCCAGGAUUUGGUGAAUUUUUUGUGUUUAAGGGUCCAUGAUACACUCCAGUUUUCAUUUCCUUUUUACUGCUACUCCUAACCAGCCAUCUCACACACUUAAACCAUCAUCUCGCAUGCAACACAUUAAAUCAGCUCCACAGAAAGUGCAGAGAUGUUCCUAUGGAGACAGCUAAAACUGUAACUUUGAUCAGCCAUUAAUUAGUGCCACUUCUCCCCAGAGGACUCUAUCAUCUUGGAAAAAAAAGAGAGAUCUGACACCCAGAUACUAAUAACAGCUGGAUGCAGAGAGAUUUACAACCAUGAGAAUUUGCAGGAUAUCUAAAAUCUUAUUUUAGCUAUCAUGCACAUAUAUUUAUAGAAAUACGAUCUUGGGUAGGUCACAGAUGAUGAAAUAAACGACCCAGAAAUGCCAGUAAAAUUGGUGUCAAGAAGCAACACAAGCUAGAAUAAGAGUUUCUGUAACUUUAGACAUUGUAGUUUGUUCUGGCUAAACGUUAGCCGAUGUGAUGGACUUUUCUGCAGCUUUGACAUUGUCAUUCAGAAGAAUUAAUCAUGACUUUAACCUGUGAAAUCCUACAUUUUCUUGUCCAUAUGGGCCUGAAAGCCCAGCUCUAUCGGACAUCAGUGUACAGCACAGUGUCUAGGGAAGGAGCUGUGGUGUUUGGUAACUUUUGUCAUUUGUAUAAAAUUAUGUAACUCUGUACGGUGUCUUUGUUGUUUUGACAACCUGUUGGUUCUCAUGGCAACAGCACAUUACUAUUACAAAACAUCAUAUUAUCAGAUGUUUUGCCUUUUUUUUUUGACUGGAUAGGUAGGCAAAAGGGAGAGUUGAUUCAACACCUCUCAAACCUUUUAACAACAACUGAACCCUUUCAGCUUUUCAAAGCUUAACAAACAAGUACUGUCCCCACAAGCUGUCAGCUCCAGCCAGUAAUGAAUGCCAGAAAUGAAAUUUUAAGUUUUGUUUAUAUGGAGAUUUCAUUUUGACAGAGGUAACACUGUACACUAGUGUUAAAGUCGAUGACAUAAGAUACAAUAAACUCUGCUGUACGACUUCACAAAGCACCACAGUAAAUUUCCUAUUUACACCUCUAAGUAAAUACAACAAAUUUUGUAUAACUCCUCAUCCUGAAAGCAGCUAAUGCACAUUUUUAUUUUCAUUUAUUCUCUUGAUGUUUGGAACAAUGAGAUGCUUUCACAAGAUCACAAAAGGAGCAAAAUAUAAGUGUUAAAAAGGCUGAAUUGGAUUUGCAGUAAAAGGAGAAAAAGCCUUCAAUCUAAGGAAAUAAAAGAAAUCUGCAAAACCGAAUUUACUUUGUCUAAUUUUUUCACUAAUUUAAAACAUGAAAUUUAAAAAAUAAAGAUAAAAUCAAAUGUUUGGCAUUAAACUAGACUGGUAACAUAAUGAAAAAGUGAUUCUUAUGAAAGCAGUGUUGCCCUUCAGUAAAUAUAUCGUUUAAUAUGUGUGGACAAACAAACCAACAUAUGAACUGUGUUGUGUUGUUUUGGUCGCACACAUGCUGCUGCUGGUGUGGGGGCUGACCUGGGUGAACCGGCAUGUUGGCUGCCGUCUUUAAGGACUCUGCGAGAAAUUGUUGUCUUCCACGUAGAGGACUCUUUCCUCCAGCUGUGGAAGUCAUCGGGCUGACGUAAUCAUCUGCCCUUUUGGGAUUAUACAGUCUAAAUCGCCCUUCAUCCGGCCAAUCAGCAGCCAGAUCGUAACAUCUGUCCUUGGUGUAACAGGAAUAGGAGUCUGGAAGGAUCACACACACAACAGAGGGUAGCACACAACACACAUUACAUGACAUCAAAUCCCAUCAAAUCUGUAUGUGUGUGCUUGUGUGUUGACUUGUGUGAGUGUUUCUGUUUGUGUUCGUCAUUGACGAGACGCUGAUAUUGAACAAAGGCUCUUAAAAUGCAGUUGUCAGAAAUUUCCCCAAGACGACUCUCGAUUUAAGCAGCCCUGUAAACUCAUUUAUAUACCAAAGUGAUUCACACACAUUGACACAUAGACCACCGGUGCCAUUUUGUAUUGCGUGUGGUCGUCCUUCUAUUGGUUAUGCAACCUGGUACUUUUUGGUUCUCCUGUUCCCCAGCGUGCUGACAUAAUAAGCCACGCACCCUCCAACCUUGUCAUCAGGCCAAAUAGCAGAUCAAUUGUUCCUCUGACUGUAGAUUACCACUGAUUCAUCUCUUUUUAGACCUCUGCCCCCCUCCACUGCCUGUCUGGUUUUCCACCCCUGGUUGGCCUGAAGGUCCCUAAGGCUAACCACUAGCAAAGCCCCGAUCAAUUAGCUUUCAUUACACAUAUCUGUCUGGUCUGCCCCGUGCAUUAAGGCACAGCCAAGACUCGCAGAGGGAAAUUUUUGAUUUUUUUGAUUCUUUGCCAGACAAGCAGGACUCUAUGGUCUCAUCCUCUCAGUUUGUUCAAACUGAUAAAAAUAAGAUUAUUAGAUAAAUGGUAAUUUUUUUUUAUUUACAUGAAUUCAUUGUCCUUUUUUCCAACAACAGAUUUAAAUGCUGUGUUUUCAAGGAAAAUAUCUCAACAACUUUUCUCUCAUUGAACAAACAUUGGCCCAUUUUAAUGUCCAAAGCGGUAUUAGCUCGUAAACAUUUGUGACUGUCCUUUAACCCUUGAGAAGUUACCUGAAUUUGUUCAGAGCAAUAACACACUUAGUAUCUUCUUCAUGGUGUCCAUGUUUUUCUAUUUAAAUCUAAUGACUAUAUUAGGUCAUAUCAGGGACUUUCAUCAUCAGGAAUAUGUCAAUGCAGGAUUCAUAUUGGAGCAGAUGUUAUUGGUCAUUGUUUACACUGUAAUCUGUCUCUUAACAGAUAAAAGAUAUUGUCAGUAAUUAGUCACUUAAAUGUACGAUUAUUUAUCAAGAAUGCUGCUGACCUCUUGGCCAGGUCACCUCUCAAUUGAUUAUUAUUUCGUCAAAUAAAUGUUAAUUUAAAAAGUAAUUUUAAAACAAUUCUGUCUUAUCUAGGUUUAUUCAUAUUUAUGUGAUUUUAAUCCUUUUUGUUCUCUGUUUACAGAAAAUGUAUUACAGGAAGGCAGCACUGCUAAUACACUCAAGACAGACCUGAGCUCAUACCACCACCCUGUUCAGCAACAGUACUUUAAUGGUUGGAACUGCCCGCCCCAACCUACAUUACUGCCCUCGCAGACACAGCCUGAUGAUCACCGGUGCCAUGGGAGCGGUGCGGGUCAACAGGUAAGAGAGUGUUCCUGAUAAACCUAUUUCACUGCUGCUUUAUUGGAGAAAAGAAAGAAAGAAAGAAAGAAAGAAAAAAAGAAAGAAACAAAGAAACAAAGAAAGAAAAAGAGAAAAGUUAUUCAUGGUUUUGUCAGAAAGCAAAAUUCAGAUGAAAUUGAUGAUAUAUUUAAAAAAUGUUUACAUUAAUCCAUUUGCAUUCACUCUUUAAAUUGAAAGGUUUCCAAAAUAACUACAAUCUGUAAAAAAGCUUUUGACAGUGUACUAAAAAUUUAUAUGAAAGCUUUUUGCUGUCUAAAGGAAAUACCUCUUUAAUUUUAAAAAACACAGAAAAACAUAUGGUCCAUUUCAAAUGGCCAUGAAAAUAUAUAUAUACCUGUCACAAUGCUGAUCCAGUGUGUGUGGAAGAAUUAUUCUAAAUAUUUCAACAGAUCCUGUCGUUAAUUUUUUUUAUAUCCUCUGAAACCAAGCCACCGUUAAAAGUGUAUACAUCAAUUAAACACAAUACUUCCCUGGGUCUAAGCUAACUGCAUUGUAUGGUUAUUAUUGCCUUCAAAUCAAAGGAGCACAGUACUUAAUGUCUAGAAGUAUCAAAGGCAUGGUUGACGAUUGGAGAAAUUGGUAAUUAUUAUGAACCUUGUUUAUAUGGUGAUCAUGGUACUAUAGUGCAAUCUCCACAAAGUAGCAGUAGCAGUAGUAAGCGUAGCAGCUUAGCUACAGGAGCUGUGAUGGAGAAGGACGGACAAAAACAGAGAAAAGGGCAGAGACGAAGAGGAAAUGUGAGCAAGCGAGGAAUCUAAUGUUCAACUGCUCCUCCAAUAGUCAACCGUGCCUUUAAGUUAUUAAAAGAAAAUGUUCAGAUUAACAGUGUAUUAAAUGUAUCAUUUAAAAUUCUGGAUUUCAAUGAAGUUCAGGCUGAGUAUUUAUAAGCAACAGUUUCUUUAUUAAUUUUGGAGAAGUGAUGUUCAAACAACCCAAGUCAAAGUUAUUUAACAAAUGAAUGAGAUGGUGCUCAUUUACUUUUUAUCCUGAUGCCUCCAUAAGUUAUGCUAAAAAGUCAAAUGGCUUUUGAAAUACAGCCAAACAUGGUCACUUUAGUUUUGAAGUGUUGGCUUUUUCACUUAGAAGUGCUAAUUUUCUCUUCUGUGCUUGUAGGUACAGCAUCGUUUCCACAGAUGAGGAUGUCCUGAAGAUCUCCAGCCUCGGCCUCCACAAUGGCCACAGUCCUCUGGCUCAGCAGACACUGUCAGGGGCCUGUAUGCAGGGUGAAGAUGAUGGCGACGAGUGUCCGGGAAGUGACGAGGGAAGAGGAGCUUUGUCUUUAAGGGUGGCAAAUGAGCCCGUCCUGCACAAAAGCUGCCGUGAUUCGCCCUCAUAUCGACUGGGCCUGGAUCUGAGUGUCGGCCGCCUGCGCAGCCGCUUUGUGAAAAAGAAUGGUCAGUGCAAUGUCGUGUUCAACAACAUGGAGGAUAAGCCUCGGCGAUACCUUGCUGACAUUUUCACCACUUGUGUGGACAUACGCUGGCGUUACCUGCUGCUUAUUUUCACCACUACCUUCCUCCUAUCUUGGCUGUUGUUUGGCUUCAUCUUCUGGGGAGUGGCGCUUGCACAUGGAGACUUUAACAUUCAUACCCCUGUGACAGAAGGAGAUUCUCGAGGCAGCGCGGAUGAUGAGAAAGAAGAAUGGCGGCCAUGUAUUCUCCACAUCCAGGGUUUCAUUGGGGCAUUCCUCUUCUCCAUCGAGACCCAGACCACCAUUGGAUAUGGUUUUAGGUGUGUCACAGAAGAGUGUCCAAUCGCUGUGGUGACUGUAGUAGUCCAGUCCAUCAUGGGCUGCAUUAUUGACUCUUUCAUGAUUGGUACCAUCAUGGCAAAGAUGGUGCGCCCAAAGAAACGGGCACAAACCUUGCUGUUCUCACAUCACGCUGUCAUCGCUCUGCGAGACGGUAAGCUGUGUCUCAUGUGGCGCCUGGGGAACAUGCGCAAGAGCCACAUUGUAGAGGCACAUGUUCGCGCUCAGCUCAUUAAGCCCCAUGUGACUGCAGAGGGCGAGUACCUCCCUAUGGAGCAAACGGACAUUGAUGUGGGCUAUGAUGAUGGGCUGGACCGCCUGUUUCUGGUGUCCCCUCUAGUGGUGGUCCAUGAGAUCAACAAGAACAGUCCCCUGUACAACUUGAGCCGUGAAGACCUGCAGAAAGAGGAAUUUGAGAUUGUGGUCAUCCUGGAGGGGAUGGUGGAGGCCACAGCCAUGACCACUCAGGCUCGAAGCUCCUACUUGGCCAAGGAGAUCCUCUGGGGUCACCGCUUUGAGCCUGUGGUCUUUGAGCAGGGUGACCGCUACCACGUGGACUAUUCUCGCUUUCAUAAGACCUACGAAGUGCCAUCCACGCCUAACUGCAGUGCCAGAGAACUGAGCCAGAUGAUGGGUAGGGGCAGGCAGUCAUCAUCUUCUAGCUCAAGUUAUUCCAAGUCCCCCUCCCCGUUUGCCCCCAGGGCGGCCCGCCACCUGUUGGGUCCUCACUCCCCCAGUGCAUUCUGCUAUGAGAAUGAGGUAGCACUGUGCUGUGGGGAUGACGAGGAUGAUGGGGGCAUUAAAGACGAGGCGGGGAGCAUGAUUGUAAGAAGUGAUAGAGACAUAAAAAUGAGAGAGGACAUUCACUUGGGCUUCAAAGAGACAUUUGUGGAGCAGCAGACGGUGGAGAUGCUUUGUGUUCUGGACUCAGAGAAUCAGAUCAGCCUUGACAGACUACAGCCCACCCUACCUUUAUACAUCAGCAGAGAGUCAGGAGUUUAAUCAGUAUGAAUGGUUGCCCCUCCAUGUCUUUCCUCUCUUUGCUGGUGUGCAUCCAACUAAAGUAGUGAACAAAUGUGAAACACAAAGAUGGCGGACUGAGGAUUUUGGGUACGAGAGACAUGUUUUUCUUUUUUCUUUUCUUUUCACUUUUUUUGCAGAUGCCACAAAGUCCGCUCCUCAUAAACUCAUGUCAUGCACUGAUUUCAGAAAUGGUGCAUUUACAGUUUUAAGGUCAGCAUCUGAACAACGCACAACUCAUUCAUCUUCAAACAUGUUGGCUAGUUUCUUCUCUCAGUUCAGGAGGUAUCUUGUAUAGCGUUACUCAAUAUGAAAGUAUAAUCUACAGUUGAGUCGAGCUGUUUUUUCUUGAUUUCAUUCAGUUUUUGUAAAUAUGCUUUGUCUAACUUUUAAAAUGAUUAUACAUCAUAUACAGAUAAACAGUAAGGGAGAAAAUGUUGUUUAUAAUAAGGGGAACAAGACAAAACUGCUCAGCUCUGACACAAUUUAUUUUUCCUGUGUAAAAAUAAAUAAUUUCUUUAUUUUAAUCAUCUGUUUUCCUGCUUUAUUUGUGUUAUUUUUUGGAUUAAAUAAAGAAGCUAUUUUGUUUCUCAAAA
Molecule: messenger RNA, 9398 nt
Organism: Xyrichtys novacula (pearly razorfish)
Lineage: Eukaryota; Metazoa; Chordata; Actinopteri; Labriformes; Labridae
Source: the annotation of a GenBank genome assembly